CCUUGACUUCCACCACAUCGGCAGCGAUGGACGACAACAAGGUUCUACACAGGGUGCUUCGUCAGAUCGCUCGAUGGGCUGUCUAUUCUUCACUGAAGUCCACGUUAUCAGCGAGGAGAACGUGCCACGAAAGGGUCCGCUUAUUGCGACAGCGACACACCAUAAUAUGAUGCUAGACCCUGCCAUCCUCUCCUCGGCAUUUCCAUACCAGCGAAUCCUUCACUAUUGGAGCAAGGCUAGCCUCUUUGCAAAUCCAGUAGUGCGCGGCAUCCUCAUCAGCACAGGGAACAUUCCCGUCGAUCGCAAGAGCAAAGAUCGUCAGGCACUCUUCCGUGGAACAUUUGAUACGCUUUCACAGGGUGCCGCCGUCGCGCUCUUUCCGGAAGGCACCAGUUAUACCGAGUCACGGAUCAUGCAGGUGAAGGAUGGCGCAGCGUGGUCCGCGCUCGAGUACGCCAAGUGGGCGAAAGAAAACCCUGACAAGGUGACGGAGGAUCCUCUGGUUAUUGUGCCUACUGCGAUCGUAUAUACCAAUAAAUCGAAGUAUCGCAGUUAUGUCAUCAUGGAGUUCGGCCGUGGCAUCACGCUCGACCCGUAUAUCGACCAAUUCUUGUCGGCGGAGGAAGGUGCUCCGCGCGCGGCAAUUGGCAAGUUCCCUUCAUUCAUGGGUCUGACGUAUCUCAUCGCUGCUUCUCCCAUACAGGGACACAUUUCGACGCAGCUUACGAACUCAGUGCUCUCUGCGCUUCCUCUUCCUGAUACACUCGACCCCUAUCGCCCCGUCCCUCUCCCCAGCCUCCGUCUCCCCCUUUUCAUCUUCCCCCUGAUGAUUCAUCUGCCCGCAUACGUGAUGGCUCGGCUUGGUGCACGCCUGGUAGAGGACGAAGAAGAGACACAAGCACAGAACAAAAUCCUUUUUGGCCUACUAUUACUCGUGUUGAUUUACCCUGCCGCAUUUUUCUUCCUUUGGGCUUUCCUUUGGUAUACCCCUGUCGGAGCUCUGUUCGCAGGCUUCGUCGUAUGGCUCACAGCAAUAUACCACACAAAACUAGUCAACGAUAAUUACGAACAUGCAAAACGCCUCGUCGCGGCCUGGCGCGUCUUGAUUGGCGUCUGGGCUCCGAAGCGAUUCGAGUAUCCGCUCACGACACUCGCGCAAUACACCACGACGCCGAUCCCACCUGUAAACCCGUGGAUAUCAGGCUCUCACUCCGGCACAUCGACGCCGAAGCCGGGUGAGAAGGCGGGGACGAGUGCCACCAGCGCAGCGGCAGAACCGCCCGUCAAGUCGAGACGUAAGAGGCGACCCCGCUCUGGGCGCGUCAUGAGGCACGUCCUGCGUGCCCGAGCAGAGGCUGUUCGUGCCCUGGCGUCGUUCGUUGACCAGCUUGAGAAAGGCCCGGCAGAGAAGUGUGUGAACGCUUCGGCGCAUCUCGCGCGGGCUUAUGGUGGUGGGGUAGAAGACCCCAGUGCGCUCGAGAGUCAGUCAGUCGAGAGCGCAGUCAUCCCGCCUCGGAAUUAUGCAGGCUAGAGGAGGGCCAGAGAAGUUAUCACUUUCUUGAGGAAGCGAGGGGCGAAGAUUACUGCCCUUGAAAGGGGCAUCGAAGCAGACUGGGCGGCCCUGAAUAGUGAUGGUGAGAUGUCUCCUUCAGAGGAUGCAGAGGAUGCGGAGGACAGGGACGAAAUUGUUUUUGUAUCCCCGGGCCAGUGACGACUGGUCCAUGUGGACGAAGAUCUACGGCUCUUGAAUAACUUCUGUUCGUUCAUCUCUUUUUGUGCAGUAUGACAUAAGUCACUGUCGACAUUUUAAACGGCUCGGUACUGAGGUUUCUACAACAAGGAUAGCUGAACGCCUUAUUGCACGAAAUUAUGUCGACUACGUGUUAUUACCGUAUCUGCCUUGAAGCAAUUGAUAGGACCGCGACGUCGGGAACUUGUUCCCGACGUCAGGGACAGAGUGUACCUCAUUGACGGUCAGAUCGAUGACUUCAGGACAUGUCGUCCCUUCAAAUCUGUAUCCGCCCACGGUAUUUCCCGGUUGGCAGCAAGCUAGGACUUCUGUGGAGAUAAUCCAAAAUGAUAAUUGAGAUGGAUUGAAGGCGGGUUUGGAUCCUAGCCCGCGCGGACGCUCGGCAAAGAGUCUCGGACUUGAGCCUAGUGCAGUCGAACCUCGAUUUUUCAAGGAUCCCUCACUGGAAAAUGGAAAGAGGCAUACUCAGAAAUCAUAUCCUGCUGAGCUACCCCAAGCGCAGCGCUU
Molecule: messenger RNA, 2257 nt
Organism: Heterobasidion irregulare TC 32-1
Lineage: Eukaryota; Fungi; Basidiomycota; Agaricomycetes; Russulales; Bondarzewiaceae
Exons: 13
Coding region: 74-1531 (485 amino acids)
Biological process (GO): phospholipid biosynthetic process
Cellular component (GO): endoplasmic reticulum membrane
Molecular function (GO): glycerone-phosphate O-acyltransferase activity; glycerol-3-phosphate O-acyltransferase activity
Source: RefSeq, a predicted model, not a curated record